Molecule: messenger RNA, 3864 nt
Organism: Pantherophis guttatus
Lineage: Eukaryota; Metazoa; Chordata; Lepidosauria; Squamata; Colubridae
Gene: USO1
Product: USO1 vesicle transport factor
Biological process (GO): vesicle fusion with Golgi apparatus; endoplasmic reticulum to Golgi vesicle-mediated transport; transcytosis
Cellular component (GO): ER to Golgi transport vesicle membrane; cytoplasm; Golgi membrane
Molecular function (GO): protein binding
Source: RefSeq, a predicted model, not a curated record
GUUAAUGCUGACGGUUGUUGACGGGGACCUAGUGGGGUGUCGCGGCCUAAGGAUCUCUGGGAGAGUGGCCACGGUGACAAGAUGAACUUCUUACGGGGCGUCAUGGGCGGCCAGAGCACUGGACCUCAGCCGUCCGGUGCUGAUACGAUUCAAAAAUUAUGUGAUAGAGUGGCAUCUUCCACCUUACUUGAGGAUCGCAGAGAUGCUGUACGUGCCAUUAAAUCUCUUUCAAAGAAAUAUCGUUUGGAAGUGGGGAUUCAAGCUAUGUCUCAUCUUAUAAAUGUUCUCCAAACAGACCGUUCAGAUUCUGAAAUAAUCGGCUAUGCUUUGGAUACCCUCUGCAAUAUCAUGUCCAAUGAUUUGGAAGAGGAAGAACAAGAAGAAAAUUCACAGAAACAAACAGAAGAUUUUGGAAGUCAGUUUACCGAAAUUUUCAUUAAGCAACAUGAAAAUGUCACUCUUCUGCUGACUUAUUUAGAGGAGUUUGAUUUUCAUGUCCGGUGGCCUGGAGUAAAACUACUUACAGUGUUGUUAAAACAGCAAGGUCCCCAAGUGCAGCAGAUAAUCUUAGUCAGUCCUAUGGGAGUCUCAAGAUUAAUGGAUCUACUAGCAGAUUCUAGAGAGGUCAUAAGAAAUGAUGGUGUUUUGUUACUUCAGCAGUUAACAAAAAGUAAUGCAGCAAUCCAGAAAAUAGUUGCUUUUGAAAAUGCAUUUGAAAGAUUGUUAGAUAUCAUAACAGAAGAGGGUUAUAGUGAUGGAGGCAUAGUAGUGGAGGAUUGUCUUCUGUUGCUACAAAAUUUGUUGAAAAAUAACAAUUCAAAUCAGAAUUUUUUCAAGGAAGGUUCUUAUAUUCAGCGUAUGAAACCAUGGUUUGAAGUUGGUGAUGAUAAUGCUGGGUGGUCUUCACAGAAAGUAACCAAUUUAUAUUUGAUGCUGCAGCUGGUACGUGUGCUGGUGUCUCCUACAAAUCCUCCUGGUGCCACCAGCAGUUGUCAAAAAACCAUGUUUCAUUGUGGGUUAUUACAACAGCUUUGUACAAUUCUGAUGGCAACUGGAGUUCUCGCUGAUAUUCUUACAGAGACCAUUAACACUGUAUCAGAAGUAAUUCGAGGAUCUCAAAUGAAUCAAGAUUACUUUGCUUCAGUAAAUGCACCUUCAAAUCCUCCAAGGCCUGCAAUUGUUGUGCUUCUUAUGUCAAUGGUAAAUGAGAGACAACCAUUUGUCCUGCACUGUGCUGUCCUUUAUUGCUUCCAGUGUUUCUUAUACAAAAACCAAAAAGGGCAAGGAGAAAUUGUAUCAACUCUUCUACCUUCAACCAUUGAUGCUACUGGAAAUUCUGUCUCAGCUGGCCAACUUCUUUGUGGAGGACUCUUUUCUACAGAUUCUGUUUCAAAUUGGUGUGCAGCUGUAGCAUUGGCCCAUGCUUUGCAAGAAAAUGCCACUCUAAAGGAACAGCUACUACGGGUACAGCUAGCCACUAGUAUUGGAAAUCCUCCAGUGUCCUUACUUCAGCAGUGCACUAACAUUCUGUCUCAGGGUGAUAAGAUCGACAGACGGGGAAGCAAAAUGCAGACAAGGGUUGGAUUAUUAAUGCUGCUUUGCACGUGGCUAAGCAAUUGCCCCAUCGCUGUCACACAUUUUCUUCACAAUUCAGCAAAUAUUCCAUUUCUAACAGGACAAAUAGCAGAAAACCUUGGAGAAGAGGAGCAGCUGGUUCAAGGAUUGUGUGCUCUAUUACUAGGAAUCUCCAUUUAUUACAAUGACAAUUCACUUGAGAAUUAUAAAAAAGAAAAACUAAAGCAGCUUAUAGAAAAAAGGAUUGGAAAGGAAAUUUUUAUUGAGAAAUUGGGAUUUAUUAGCAAACAUGAAUUCUAUUCCCGAGCAGCUCAGAAACCACAGCCAAACUUUUCUAGUCCUGAUCAUAUGAUGUUUGAUCAUGAAUUUACAAAGCUGGUGAAAGAACUGGAAGGAGUUAUAACAAAGGCAAUUUAUAAGUCAAGUGAAGAAGAUAAAAAGGAAGAAGAAGUGAAAAAAACUUUAGAACAGCAUGACAACAUAGUGACACAUUAUAAAAAUGUCAUUAGAGUACAGGAUCAGGAGCUUGAGGAAUUGAAGAAACAAAUAGAAUCAUUUAAAAUUCAAAAUGAACAGUUGCAGACAGCAGUUACGCAACAAGUUUCACAAAUCCAGCAACACAAGGACCAAUAUAACCUCCUUAAAAUACAGCUAGGAAAAGACAAUCAGCAUCAUAGUUCCCACAGUGAUAUGGCUCAGAUGAAUGGUGUUCAAUCAGAAGAAAUCAGCAAAUUGCACAUUGAAAUGGAGGAAUGGAAGCACAAACUGGAAUUACUGCAAGAACAGCUAAGAGAAAAGGAUUCUUUGAUUGAAACCCUGAAACUUUCAACAACAAUGGAAGAAGCAACAGAACAAUCAUCACAAACUAAUUUAUCUACUGGAACUCAGUUAAAUAGUGAACUGUGUAAGGAAAUUGAAAACUUGAGGGCCCAAAUAAUCAAGCUUCAGGUUGAGAAGCAAGAACUUCAGAAAAUGAACCUGACUUCAGUUCCUGCAUCAGAAGACAGUAGUGCUGAUAUGAUAGCAAAGACAACUGACUUGGAAAAACAACUUUCAGCGAUCUUGCAGGAGAAUAAAGAAUUAAAGAAUGAAAUUGCAAGACUCAGUGAAGAGACGACUUCAUUUAAACAGCAAUUGGAAUCAUCCAAUAGCACUGUGGCAAUUUUGAAAAAUGAAAAAAGUAAACUGCAGCAGGAAAUUGCAGAAUCUAAAAAAGAACAAGAUGAUUUUCUGGUUCUUUUGGCUGAUCAAGAUCAGAAAAUAAUUGGAUUAAAGAAUAAACUCAAAGAACUUGGAGAACCGAUUGAAGAUGAAGAUGAUGUGGAUUUAGGUGAUCAUGGUGAGGAUGAAGAGGAGGAGGAGGAGGAGGAGGAGGAUGCAGAAGGAGAAGAAGAAAAUUAAUAGUACUUUAUUGGGUUAAAUAUGGAAUUUAGGAAUGCUUUGAAAUUUAGGAAUGUAUGAACCAAUCUGGAUGGCUUUGUGAUGCAAAACACCUUGAUAAAAGAAAAGAUCAUUAGAAAGUAUCCUCAGUUUCUUAAAUGUCAGUAAUAUAUUGUAGCUAUACAGAAGCCUAGUAUGUUAAAUUUCACAUUCAGAUCAAACAAUUAUUAACAAAUUAGAAACCAUUUUAGAAGCUGUAAGAAGGUAACAAUGUUGGAUUAAAAUGUUUGCAUAUUUUCAGAGUGUUUGUCAUUACUUAAUUUUCUUAUUUUGGAUUAUAUUGUGAUUAAAUAUGGUAUGCAUAUGGCUAAAAUCUCUUGGAUGAAAUUGUCUCCUGUAUUCAGCUUGGAGAGUUUUACGUAUUUUUUUUCUUAAUACCUUUUACAAAAGAUUGAAAGUGAUGAUUUGAUUUGAUUUGGUUUGGUUUGGUUUGGUUUGCUCAAGUUAAGUGGGUCAUAGUUUCCUUGCUUUCUUCUCAGUGGAUUUUGGCUUGAAAUGAAAUGAGCUGUUCAGCAUUGAGUGCCUUGCAUCUGAAAUGGCUGCAUUCUGUACCUUGAAAGUAAAAGGAGCUGCAACAGUACAGAGGGAUUUUCAAAGAUAAAGAGCACUAUUUGAUAGUAUAUUAAAGAAACAUUUUUAGCAAAAUUCCCAUAUAAAAGUUUAAAGGAUAUCAGAUUAUUAUUUUGAAAACAUAUUUGUUUUAUUAAAAAAAAACACAUUGUGAUUGAUGAUAAUUUAUUGAGGUUUCUUUUGCCCAGUAGAUUUUAAAAAGUAAAGAAAUAAAUACAGUUGCUAUAUCAACUUACUUUUUCAAUAAUGAAAAUAAAUAUAUGCCUAUUUAGUAUCAUU